AUGUCAGGAAAUAAGAAAUUUUCUGUCAAUAAAGAUGAUUUGUGGUUAGGUUUAUUAGGUGUCUUUAUUGCACCAGCACCAGUUAUCGCAAGAAAAGGAUUCUUUUCAAGAGAUACGUUAUUGAGUGUCAUUCUAUUUUUAGUAUUUUUCUUCCCAGCUAUAAUUCAUGCAUUUUACGUUAUCUAUGAAACAAGUAAAGAGCGUGAAUUAGAAAAUAGAUCUGAUUCUGAAGAUGCUGUUCCAUUAACUAAUGGGGAUUUCAACGUAGAUUUGGAAUCUAACGCAAAUGAUGCUCUACCAGAAUACAAUGAAGUUGUAGACUCUUCAAAGAUUGCUGAUAUUUCUGAUAAUAAGAUUCAAAAAUAA
Molecule: messenger RNA, 366 nt
Organism: Kazachstania africana CBS 2517
Lineage: Eukaryota; Fungi; Ascomycota; Saccharomycetes; Saccharomycetales; Saccharomycetaceae
Gene: SNA3
Product: Sna3p
Exons: 1
Coding region: 1-366 (121 amino acids)
Cellular component (GO): membrane
Source: RefSeq, a predicted model, not a curated record